AGUCCUCGUGGACAGUUCCAUGAAAAAUAAAAUUAAUUUCUGGCCGUUCAAGAGUGUGCGCCUGUACUGUUCGGCUGAGACUGAGAGAUACCGGGAGAGAGGAGGGCUGGGAAUCUCUGAGGAGGAGGUGAGGGAGAGGGAGAGGGAGAGGGACAGGGAGAGAAGAGAAGCAGUAAGAGUUGAAAGAGGAAGAAAGAAAGAGAAUAUAACAAAAGGAAAGAGAGAGGAAGAAAGAAAAUGGCGGCGAAAUUGAGCAGCGCUGCGGCCCGGAUUCUGGGAGGGAAUGGGUUGUUGUUGAGAGGGCGUUCCUCUCUCCGCCACCGUUCCGGCAUGGGCCUCCCUGUUGGAAAACACAUAGUUCCUGACAAGCCUCUUCCGGUGAAUGAUGAGCUGAUCUGGGACAAUGGGACUGCUUAUCCAGAGCCCUGCUUGGAUAAGUUGGCUACAACGGUUGGGGAGUAUGAGGCCUUAGCUUGGCUAUGUGGAGGUUUGGGGUUUUUUGCAUCUCUCGGACUCUUAGCUGUAUGGAAUGACAAAGCAUCAAAAAUUCCAUUUACACCAAAAGUCUACCCAUAUGACAACCUCCGUGUGGAGCUCGGUGGUGAACCCUAGAAGUUCGUUGCGGGCCUGUGGUGUUGUUGUUCUAAGAACAAGCUACUGGUUGUGUAUCUUUAGUAGCAAUAAUGCUUGCAGCUGCUGUUUUUAUGUCUUUCUCAAUAUUUUCAUGAAUGCGAUUGACAGAUUAUUUGACACUCUCUCUCUAUCAACCGGUUGUGAAUCUUUGGUACCAAUACUGCUUUGUAGCUGCUGUUUUUCUGUUCAUGAAUGCGAUUGAAAGACUAUUUGACAAUCGCUCUCUCUCUGUCCCUGCCUGCUUUUGUGUGUGUGUGUGUGGUGAACAUAAGGUUAAGGGUUGCAUAUGUUGCCA
Messenger RNA from Amborella trichopoda, 928 nucleotides. RefSeq names its product NADH dehydrogenase ubiquinone 1 beta subcomplex subunit. Lineage: Eukaryota; Viridiplantae; Streptophyta; Magnoliopsida; Amborellales; Amborellaceae. The record is from RefSeq and is a predicted model, not a curated record.